This is a messenger RNA of Alternaria rosae, 642 nucleotides long. RefSeq lists its product as uncharacterized. Bases 1 to 642 code for a protein of 213 amino acids. The record is from RefSeq and is a predicted model, not a curated record. The transcript has a single exon. Lineage: Eukaryota; Fungi; Ascomycota; Dothideomycetes; Pleosporales; Pleosporaceae.
AUGCCCCACCCAUUAACAGGCGAAUACACAACUGUGGAGGCGCGUUAUCGUAGACUGGUAAGCUUGGGAGCAGAUCGAAUUUCUGACGUCGCUCUCGAGGAUCGCUGGAGGAAUCGCUCUGAGUUCGUGCGCGACCUGGAACGAUUGGAGCAGCUUCGUCUCGAUCUUGGUCCCUCACCGGCCUCGAACAAUCAUUAUGAGCCAAGUCUAGACCAGACAAGGUCGCUCAUCGAAUUCGGUGCCCUCUCGAACAAACUCAUGCGUGACACUAGUCACUUGAGUCCCACAGAGACCUUGUUUAUGCACAACGAACGGCCAAGGAGUGCUGCCCUCGACAGCAUUGAUCCGCAGCUCUUGCAAGAGGCAAGAGUGUUCUCACUUCUCUCGAACACAACUGAAAGGGACGCCAGGCAAUCGCUUGAGAGCCCUGAACGAGCAGUCAAGGUGAUCCUUGGAGACUACAGACAUAAUCGGUACCAGGCCAUCUACGACCGCAGCAUGCAGUCAAAUCCGAUCGCCAUGGGUGCCCGGAUGAUUCGCAUGUUCCGAAACUCCCUUCAUCGGCGCUCGCCACAGUGGAAGGAAGCAUCCCAAACGGCGAAGAUGGAAGUCGUGAGGGAGACACGGAGGGCGUUUGAGUGA